AUGUACUGCCCGCUCCUUAAGGUCGGCUCCACGUUCUUCAGGCGUGUGUUUUACGCCAUGCGGGAGAAGAGACGCCUAUCCAACCCGUACAUCGUGCCCAUCAACCAGGCGCUCGCUGCCAAGCGGACGGUUCUUGAACAAAUUUUGCCACUAGACUCAGCGGACACGGCAGCUUUUUUAAACAGUUCGACGUCCAUCAUGUUCGUAAGAGAACCGUUCUCGAGGAUACUGUCUGGAUACGUGGACAAGCUCUUUGCACCCAAUCCAUAUUUCUGGUCCCAGAUCGGGAGGCAUAUUAUUUCUAAAUUUAGGCGUGACGCCAAACGAUCGGAGAUAUUGUGCGGCCAUGACGUGACGUUCACUGAGUUUAUCGAUUAUUUGAUAGACGGCGAGCUUACGAAUGAUUCGCACCGUGACGCGCACUUCACACCCACGUACGACCAGUGCAAGCCGUGCCAGCUGAACUACAGCGUCAUAGGAAAGAUGGAGACCUUCCAGCCUGAUGUGGCGUACACCCUGCACCAGCUCGGGUACAACGUCAGUAAAGAAAAGCUAGGACAGUGGGCGCGGGACGCGACCCACGAUGCUAUCCUAGACUCGACCGUCAGUCCGUUCGGUUGGAAGUUCACGAUCAAGAAAUGCAUGUCGUGGCACGAGAGCUUAAAAAGAAUGUGGAGAAAGAUUCAAAUCCGGGGGAUAAUUUCAAUGGAGGAAAAUUUUCCCUGGUCCCCGGAUUACAGUGAAAAGUUCGUGUCGGUUCGAAUGUUCACGGAGCGCGUUAAAAAACUAAACGCGGCGGCGGAUAAGCUGAAACUGAAGAAACAAAAAAUAUCAGUUUUAACCGAAGCAUUCAGCAAUAUCAAAGUUGAAAAGUUAUUGAAGCUGGUGGAGAUUUUUAAACCAGAUUUUCAGCUUUUCCAAUAUGACAUGCAUCCG
This is a messenger RNA of Lymnaea stagnalis (great pond snail), 936 nucleotides long. Lineage: Eukaryota; Metazoa; Mollusca; Gastropoda; Lymnaeidae. The record is from the annotation of a GenBank genome assembly.